Xenia sp. Carnegie-2017 is the source of this 2896-nucleotide messenger RNA. Its product is annotated as tyrosine-protein kinase Fer-like. Gene Ontology annotation, molecular function: non-membrane spanning protein tyrosine kinase activity; ATP binding. The record is from RefSeq and is a predicted model, not a curated record. Lineage: Eukaryota; Metazoa; Cnidaria; Anthozoa; Malacalcyonacea; Xeniidae. The coding region runs from base 165 to 2696 and encodes 843 amino acids. Gene Ontology annotation, biological process: peptidyl-tyrosine phosphorylation. The transcript has 14 exons.
CCACCUUUGUACUUCCUGAAUAAAUAUUUGACGAUAAUGAAGAUUCAAAUCUUCCAAUCUAGGGAUUUUUAAAACACACAGUAAUUGACAUGUUUACUGUAUUGAAAUAAUGUGUUUGAAUUGUUUUUUUUAAAUUAUUUCGUCGUGAAAGGUGCUUUUUGAUAAUGCCAGACUUAUCUUUCGGUACUUCCCUUGUGGCCGAACACUGUCAUCAAUCUCUGGUGAAUUUGGGCGAAGGCGAAAUCAAAACAAUCGAAAAUUUUAAAACGUUUUUAUCGAAACAAGUUAGUUUGAUUGAAAAUUAUUGUCAUGGUAUGCAGAAAUUGAACACCACUUGUGAUAUCAGUAAGUUUGGCUAUGAUGAAGAUAGUCCGUUCGUCAAGGCUUGGAAAGUUUUCCACAUCGAAAACAUCCAAGUUUUGAGCACCCUUAACCAACUGGCCUCCAACUUGUCACUGUCCAUUAUGCCACGGUUGGACAAAUUGCUAGGUUAUGUAAAGGAAGCGCACAAGCAAUACAAAAGUAACAGAUUUCGAAUUGACAGUGAACUAAAAGAGCUUGUGAUCAAGAAGGUCGAUUACGAGACAUAUCGCCAGCAUGCUGAAGAGCUGGAAAGUGCCAAGCAAAAACUGGAUAGCGGCAAAGCAAAAGCAGACAAAGCGAAGCAAGACAGAGUGAAGAAAGUCAAUUUGAAGCUUUUUCAAAAUCAUAAUGAUUAUAUACUUGCAAUAGAAGCAGCUUCCAUCCAUCAGACUCAUUACCAAUCCGCAAUCAUUCCUAAUCUCAUGAACUCAUUGCAAUCUGUAAAGGAAGAUCUUGUAAAUGAAUGGUUAGUGCAAUUUUGCAUGAAAAUAUCAAAACAUACUCUGUACAAUGCACAGUUGGCUGAUGCCCUUAGCAGCUCAAUUAACAAAAUCAAAGAAGAUAAUCCAUAUGAACCAUUUAUUGUCAACAAAGGUUCUGCUUUUGAUCCUCAUCCAGAAUUUGUCUUCGACGAAGAGUUGCUGAGCAUAACAACCACAGACUUGAUUGCGAAUGAAAUUGAAGUAAAUGAGUUGACAUUUGAACAGCUUAAAACAAAGAACAUGCUACUGGACAAAGCUGUGUCCGAAACGAAAUCCAAGCUAAAUAUGUCGAGUACCGAGUAUCAAGCUACGAAGCAAGUCCUGAGUGAGAUCAGAGGAAACGUACAUGAUCAUGAAAAUUUAGGAGGAAUAUUUACGAAGCAAAUGGCUGUGGCGGAUUUGUCACGUGAAUUGAAAGAGCUUAGUUGUACUCACGAGAAAGCUGUGGCACAAAAAGAGAUUAUCAGGCAGGCUUUGGAAAAAACUGAUGGUGAACCAAAGGCGAUAAACGACCCUCCUCCGUCUGCCAAUUCUGAUAAUACAUUGAAGAGAAGAUCAUUGCGAAUUCCUUUUCCUACACGUUCAAAAGUCGACACAAAUCAUUUACAAGGGAGCUCAGCUAGUGACAACCUUUCAUCCAAUCCCUUACGAAGGCCAUUGCCUACCACACCACAAAGAACUAACGACAAUGAGAACAGUGACGAUGAAGUUGAUGAAUAUGAUAAGCCUGUGGAAGCUCCCCUUGAGAAUGAAACGUGGUAUCAUGGAAUGAUUUCAAGGCAGGAAACUGAAGAAAUGCUUCGACAAAACGGGGACUUUUUGGUCCGAGAAAGCAGCAAAAAGCCCGGGAGCUACGUUCUGUCUGUGCAGUGGGGAGGAUUACGUCAUUUUAUAAUAUUACAAGACGAACCUGGAAAAUAUCGCCUCGAGGGAGAAGCGUACGCGACGGUCACGCAUCUUAUUGACUAUCACAGGAAACAGCAAUGUGAGGUGACGAGAAAGACAGGUGCGUUGCUAAAGAAUGCAAUCCCGAGAACGAAGUCGACAGGAAGAAAUCUCAAACAUGAUGACGUCAUUAUCGAGACGAAGUUGGGUCGUGGACAUUUUGGUGAUGUGAUGAAAGGUCGACUACGAACUACUGGUGAACAAGUCGCUGUAAAAACAUGUCGCGAUAAUGUUUUACCUACAACGAAAGAUAAAUUUCUGCAAGAGGCCGCGAUUCUUGCUCAAUAUAGCCACCCAAAUAUUGUCAAAUUAAUUGGAUUCGCGACUGACAAGGAGCCAGUUUAUAUUGUCAUGGAACUUAUGCCCGGAGGAGACUUCUUGAAUUAUUUACGCAAGCAUGGUGGCGAUAUCUCAUCGACAGAAAUGUUGCAAUAUUGUAUCGACGCGGCCAGUGGAAUGAAGUACCUGGAGGGUAAAGGUUGUAUACAUAGGGAUCUGGCGGCGAGAAAUUGCCUAUUGGAUAAGAGAAAGGUUCUCAAGAUAUCAGAUUUUGGAAUGUCUAGGGAAACAGAUAUUUACCAAUGUUCCAACAUGCGUGAAAUACCCGUGAAAUGGACAGCACCCGAGGCUCUGAACUACAGUCAAUAUACAUCAGCUAGUGACGUGUGGAGCUUUGGUGUUCUACUUUGGGAGACGUAUUCUUUAGGGAAUACACCCUACCCUGGAAAGGGUAACAAGGAUACACGAGAACAGGUUGACAAAGGGUAUCGUAUGCCUCCGCCAGCUGGAACACCACCCGCAAUAUACCAAGUUAUGAUGCAGUGUUGGAAACAUGAGCCCACAGAUCGACCAACAUUUAGUGCUCUACUUGUAAAGCUGAAGAAAAUACAGCAACUCCCUCAUUGAUAUAAUAUGAAGUUGCGAGAAAUGUAACUCUUAUCAUAAAAAUAAUGUCUUGUUUAACGGAUAACAUAAUGCACUAACAUAUUUAUUUUUUCAUUGUUAAUGUUUUAUAAUUAGCAAUUUUCGUCAAAAUGAAAUCGACUUUUGUAAACAAGCUAUUUUCAUUGGUUUAUUAAAAUAAACACACCAUUUGUACUUCCCAA